CCAUCGAACAUAUUUCUAGUUUCGGUUUCCUAGUAUAGUGAACAGGUAAGUUUAGGUUAUCUCCAUAAAUAAAAUGGCAACCCGUAGAAAGUUUGGUAGAUCACAGAUUGUUGCGUCUGAUGCGUACCAUGACUUUUCAUGCUCCCCAUGUUCGGAAGAUGGAAAAGAUACGGAGGCAUUCUAUCAUUGCAGCAUAUGUCAGGCUUUUUAUUCAAUUUGCCAGAGAUGUGUUAAUUUUUACAAAAAGUUUACCAGAAAUCACAGUGUAACUGACAAUACUUUGGCGACACAGUCUUCCAACAAUUUGCCGACUGAUGUAUGUGAGGAACAUGAUGGGGAGGUUAUGAAAAUGUUUUGCAGACACCAUGAUCAUGUGUGCUGUACCUUUGAUAUCGCUGUGAAACACAGGUCAUGUAGAGGGGUAGAAUAUAUUCCAAAUAUUGCAAGAGGAUUGUUGAUGAGACAGGGACAGGAGAGGACCAAGCGUUCUCUCAACAAAGUAAAGGCCGAUCUGAAAGACCUGAAGUCUAAAACGAAGGAUGAUCUCAAAUACUUAGAUAAGCAGCGGGAUAGUGUCAUUGACGACUUAGAAGAUUUCAAGAGGCGAAUUAUUGCUAGAGUUAAUGAACUGGAGAGGAAGUCACUAAAAGAGAUAAGGUCUAAAUAUAAAGAGCUGGCAGACAACCUAAAGACAUACAACAAGAAGAUUGAUGAACUUCUGAAAGCUAUUGAUACACGGCUGUACAAACUAACAAAUUCUAAGGAUGACAAUGAAGCCCAGACGUUUGUUAACGUGAAGAAUGCAGAGAAGGAGUUAUCGGAGGGAAAUGACCUCGUCAAACAAAGUCCUUUAAGAGAUGCAAAACCCAUGACAUUUAAGAUAAAAACAGACAUUGAGGAGUACCUAAGUACAGAGGAAUCUCUUGGGUCACUCAAAGAAUACGGUAGUGUGAAUAUUGUAUGUCCUGUUGAAACACGGAUAACUAGCGCAUUUAUAAGUGAGCUUCAAUCACAAAUGCAGAGCUAUGAUAUACAGUUAGAAUGCGUCAAGGCUUCCGAGACAGUUGCAGGUCGUUACACAAUUGUACUGUGUGAGUUCGGCUUCGAGAGAGAAGCACUGACACGUACUACAGGUAUCCAAGACAAUACAAUCAUACUGAUGAAACUGUGUAAUGAACGGCAAACAUAUGCAUUAUUUCAUUCUAAAAGAAAUGUUAAAGCAAACUUUUGGAUUGAUUAUGCAGAACGUAGGGAUGACAAGUCUAUUUCAUUUGCAUUUGAACGGAACAAAACCAGAUACGAAUCAGUUUCAGAAUUGGCCAAAAUGAAUUACAAAACGCCAGGAGACACUUGUUGCAAGAGAAGUUCCACUAAUUGCACUACAUACAAGAAAAAAUCAAUUGCAUGACAAUCCAGGAAACAUUAAUUGUACGACAAGCCAGGAAACAUUUAUUCCACGGCAAGGCAAGAAACAUCAAUUGCACGAAAAGCCAGGGAACAGCAAAUGCAGGACAAUACAGGAAACAUUAAUUGCACGGCAAUUGAGGAAACAUCAAUUGAAUGACAGACCAGUAAACAUCAAUUUCACGACAAAGGAAAUAUCAAUUGUGCGGAAAUCUAGGAAACAAUUAUUCCAUUUAAUGACAAAGAAGCAAUUUCAUUACCGACAGCGAAAUUCAGUUGAACAUCAUUUUGUGUAAGAAAUAGUAAAUGCUUUGAUCAAUUAAGCCGUUACUGGCCGAGUGUAGAAUAUGCGAGUUUUAGGGAGUUUGACUGCUGGACUUUUAAGUGUGAAUAGUUCUUAUGUUUACAAUUUUAUUAUAAUGUAUCAAGAUGGUAACUUUUUCAGCUUUACACUAUACUGUAUAUGAAAACAAACUGUCGGAAAAUUCAAAUUAACUACAUCUUUAAAACAAAAAGUUCAGGAACAUAAUACGUAAUAUCAAUAUAAGUAUAUAUGUUAAUACUGUGUUUGACAGUCUGUCUUGCUUACAUAUAUUUGUUUGUGAAAGUAUAUGAAACUAAUUUCCAUAUGACGAAAUAAUCACAGGAUUAGUAAAAAGUAAGAAGAUUUCGUUUGUUUUGUAUAUAAUGUAGUAAUUCUACUAUGUAUGGAUGUUCCGUGUAUGAAAAAUAUAUAUUAACAAUUAAUGUAAAUCAGUAAAUAAAUAAUUUUGAAUGAAAAUUA
Messenger RNA from Mercenaria mercenaria, 2188 nucleotides. RefSeq lists its product as uncharacterized. NCBI's taxonomy places the organism in Eukaryota, Metazoa, Mollusca, Bivalvia, Venerida, Veneridae. The coding region runs from base 74 to 1408 and encodes 444 amino acids. The record is from RefSeq and is a predicted model, not a curated record. The transcript is spliced from 5 exons.